This is a messenger RNA of Stylophora pistillata, 4048 nucleotides long. Its product is annotated as AP-1 complex subunit gamma-1. Gene Ontology annotation, cellular component: AP-1 adaptor complex; membrane coat; Golgi apparatus. The record is from RefSeq and is a predicted model, not a curated record. NCBI's taxonomy places the organism in Eukaryota, Metazoa, Cnidaria, Anthozoa, Scleractinia, Pocilloporidae. Gene Ontology annotation, biological process: intracellular protein transport; vesicle-mediated transport.
UACCCCGGCCCCCUUCGACUGUCUUCGUGGAACGUGGAGCGAUUCUACAACUAUAUUCCCUUCUUGUGAAGGCGGAGUUUGAUCAAAGUUCUUUGAUCAGGUGCUCCUGAAUAAAGGCCUGACUAUGCCAGCUCCAGGGAAACUAAGGGACCUGAUACGAACAAUAAGGGCCGCAAGGACAGCUGCAGAUGAAAGAUCAGUGAUAGCAAAGGAGUGUGCCUCCAUCAGAGAUUCCUUCAGAGAGGAAGAUAAUGAUUUUAGAUGCCGAAAUGUGGCCAAGCUUCUGUAUAUUCACAUGCUGGGAUAUCCUGCUCAUUUUGGCCAGCUGGAAUGUUUAAAACUUAUUGCCUCGCCCAAGUUUACAGACAAAAGAAUAGGUUAUCUAGGAGCCAUGUUGUUACUUGAUGAACGACAAGAUGUCCACCUCCUGGUGACAAACUCUCUGAAAAAUGAUUUGAGUCAUCAGAACCAGUUUGUUGUUGGUCUGGCACUUUGCUCAUUAGGAAACAUUUGUUCUCAGGAAAUGAGUCGUGAUCUAGCAGGCGAAGUGGAAAAGUUGCUCAAGUCCACAAACUCUUACUUGAGGAAAAAAGCAGCGCUUUGUGCAGUGAGAAUAGUUCGAAAAGUUCCGGAACUCAUGGAAGUGUUUGUCCCCACAACAAGAUCUCUUUUGAAUGAAAGAAAUCAUGGAGUUGCAGUGUGUGGAAUUGCACUUGUUACUGAGAUGUGUCGGGUAAACCCUGAGACACUCUCACACUUUCGAAGGCAUGUUCCAAUCUUAGUGAAGACACUUAAGAAUCUUGUAAUGUCAGGAUAUUCUCCUGAGCAUGAUGUUUCUGGAAUAAGUGAUCCAUUCAUGCAGGUAAAACUUCUGCAACUGUUGAGAAUGCUUGGUAAAGAUGAAGAAUCAGUCAGUGAACAGAUGAAUGAUGUGCUGGCUCAGGUUGCAACAAACACAGAAACUAGUAAAAAUGUUGGCAAUGCCAUUCUGUAUGAGACAGUUCUGACCAUAAUGGAUACAAAGUCAGAGAGUGGGCUCAGGGUUUUAGCAAUCAAUAUUUUAGGACGCUUUCUUUUAAACAAUGACAAAAAUAUAAGAUAUGUUGCACUGAACACACUCUUAAAGACUGUAACAGCAGAUUAUAAUGCUGUGCAAAGACACCGUACCACAAUUCUAGACUGUUUGAAGGAUCCUGACAUUUCCAUCAGAAGGCGUGCAAUGGAGUUGUCCUUUGCUCUUAUAAACUCCAGUAACAUUCGUGGCAUGGUGAAAGAACUCUUGACCUUCCUGGUCAAAGCUGAUGUGGAGUUUAAGUCAUAUGUCACCUCAAAUGUCUUCUUAGCAGCAGAAAAGCAUUCCCCAAGUAAAAGAUGGCAUAUUGACACAAUGAUGAAAGUUCUAACAACAGCUGGAAAUUACGUUCGUGAUGAUGCAGUUCCAAGCCUGAUUCACCUGGUGUCAACGUCCAGUGAACUUCAAGCUUAUGCUGUGCAACGACUUUUUAAAGCCAUGCAGAAUGACAUUAGCCAGCAACCACUAGUCCAGGUCGGGUCUUGGUGCUGUGGAGAAUACGGAGAUCUGUUGUUUGUAGACAGUGAAGAAGACGAAGCUCUCACUAUUACGGAGAAUGAUGUGCUUGAUGUACUGGAAAGUGUACUGUACAGUUCUCAUUCAACGUCCAUUAGCAGAGAUUAUGCAUUAACUGCCGUCAUGAAACUCAGCACACGCUUUACCGCGACAAUGGAACGGAUUAAGAACGUAAUAAAUCAAUUCGAAGUGAACAUGGAUGUUGAACUGCAGCAGAGGGGCGUAGAGUUUGGUUCUCUCUUCAAAAAUCAUGAUAGUAUGAGACCAGCUCUAUUGGAGAAGAUGCCCGUUAUGGAAUCCAAGUCUGUAUCUUCUGAGCCAGUUACAAAUGGAGAAGUCACAGCACAACCAGAAGAACCGCAAAAGAUACAGGAAGUUGUUACAGAAGAGAAACCUCCUAAGCAAGCGUCGGAUACUUUGUUGGAUCUACUUGGCGGUGGCCCCACCCAACCUGAACCCGCUCCCGCCCCAGUCCAGCCUCCAGCUCCUGCGUCUUCGUCCGGCGGUGAACUUUUAGAUUUACUAGGAGGUCUGGAUCUAGGCUCAACGAAUGCAGGUCCCCCUCCGAUGAACAUGAUGGCUCCUUCACCAACUGUUCCUAACGUGUUGGAUGGCGGAGGACUGCUGAACCCAACAUCGUCAGGAGUGCUGGCUCCAUUGCAGAUGAACCAUCAACCGGUCGCCUCUCUGACUCUAAAUUCUUCUUCAGGUUUCCCGCCUAUAACAGCCUUCGAGAACAAUGGUUUAAAGAUAAUUUUUGCAUUCGAGAAGGUUCCUGGUAACCCAUCUAAUGUGGUGUCCAUCAUGGUAACGGCCACGAACUCGCUCGCUUUCCCCAUGACUGAUUUUGUUUUCCAGGCAGCUGUACCUAAGACUUUCCAGUUGCAACUUUUAAGCCCGUCUGGUAAUGUGGUGCCACCCAGCAACUCAGGAACCAUUACCCAAGAAGUAAAGGUGGCCAAUCCGCAACAGCAACCGUUGCGCAUGAGGUUAAAACUGUCGUAUAAAGUGAAUGGGGCCCCGGUCAAUGAACAAGGCGAGGUGAACAGUUUCCCUCCGGGACUCUGACGUCCUCGACACAGGAUCAUUAUAUGUAGAAAUUAUAUUUUGUAUGGUCAAUUGCAUAUCGAUGUGUAUCAGAGGCCUGGAUGCUGUCUGUAGUCUUAGGUUGCGUACCGUUUAGAACAUGGAAUUAAAACUGCAGCGGUACAGAAGACUUGGGUGGUCAGAAUUGAUAAAUGAUCAAAUUCACCGCACUCAAGACGUGAUUGACGUCUGAAGAUUGUUAGGGAGAAUUUUUAUAUUGAAGUGAUGACUAUUCUUUUUAUCACCACAAGCUAGCUGACUCGAUGGUAAUCUGUAACAUGAUAAGCUUGUUUAAAAUCUGUGAUCGUGCUUCCAUGUUCUAUACCUCUGCAGCUCCAGGGUCUAGACCAAACGCCCUAUCUCAAAUCAGUUCACAGUUAGGUUAUGAGGUUUUUGUCGUGCCUUCACUGAGGAUUUCCCUUCCCCCUUUCUACAAAGAUGGCCAGGAGAGAUUUCAGAAGGGGGAUUGGGUGGGGAAGGGGGAGGGGUUAAAUCAAACAAUUGCGCAGCCAACACCGAAAAUUGUUACUCUUCAUUUAAACCCUGAUGGUCGCUGCUUCUCGUUAGAUGAAAAGUAGAGAGAAAGAAAGAAGAAAUAAAUGAUACAAUUAUGAAGCAAACGGAAAAGAUUUACUUGAAACACAUGCUUAAAAAUGGAACCUACUAUAUGUAGAUGGCUCUGAAAUUGCAAAGUUACGUAAUUUGUUAUAUAGUUUCAUUUAGGUACCCGUCUUCAGUUCUACUCAUCGCUACUUUCUGGUAGCUUCACCAUUCUGUUUUUUUUGUGUGUGCGUGUUAAGCGAGAUAACCGAAAGGAGAUCUUUCAUGACUUGUCAGGCGUCUGGAUGAAAUUUUUUAAGUAGAAUGUUACCUCACGAUCUUCUUAGAAUAUGGUAACAUUAAGAUCACAAAUGGACUUUUAAAGAUAAGCAGCAGUGUCCUGAUUCGUCUUUUUUUUUUUUUCACUCUGAUCUCAUGCGAGUGAAGUAACGUUCUCCACCAUUCGCGAGCUUCUUUGCUGUUGAGUUCGAAAUUUGACAAAAAAAAAUCAAAACAGUUUCUGUUGAAUUAGAAUAUUAAACUUAAAACUUGGCUGCUUUGUAUAGAAUGGUGUGUUGUUGAUCUAAAAGUAGAGGAUGGUUUUUCUCGAAGUGGGCUUGUUAGGUAAGAUUUAACCACGUCAAAGGGAAGCAGUUUUGGAAAACUGUUUAGUGUAGACAUGGCAAAUGCAGCCUUUUUUUAAAAACUGAUGUUUCAUGUGCAGUAUGUGACGUGGCAAUAAAGCUCAGACUUAACAAAAAUGAUGUAAAAGAUUACUUUGUUCUUGUAAAAAUAUACUAGAAAAAUAACGUAAAAUAAAAGGCAAUUCACGCA